Molecule: messenger RNA, 363 nt
Organism: Striga hermonthica
Lineage: Eukaryota; Viridiplantae; Streptophyta; Magnoliopsida; Lamiales; Orobanchaceae
Source: the annotation of a GenBank genome assembly
AUGGCAAACACCGUGGAUACCCUCGUGGCCAAGGCACCAAUUACAUGUGCAGCUGAUAAAUUCUACGAUUUUUUUAAGCUCGACAUGAACGAUCUCGUCGAAGUGUGUGGGAUUCCAAUGACAGUCAAAGUGAAGAUAGAUGAAAUAAGCGAUGCGGAAAAAUCCAUCACAUUCACAGUUUUGGAAGGUGAUCUUUUGUUACUGUACAAAAGCUUCAAGGCCACGCUCACCACUGGGGAGGGCUUGGCCACGACGACUUUCGCCUUUGAGAAAAUGACUAUUUUGACCCCACCUCCGGAGCUCUAUGUUCCCCUGGUCAUCACAAUUUGCACCCUUGUGGAUGCUUUUCUUCUCGCCAACUAA